Helianthus annuus (common sunflower) is the source of this 837-nucleotide messenger RNA. Its product is annotated as lignin-forming anionic peroxidase. Gene Ontology annotation, biological process: hydrogen peroxide catabolic process; response to oxidative stress. Bases 16 to 771 code for a protein of 251 amino acids. NCBI's taxonomy places the organism in Eukaryota, Viridiplantae, Streptophyta, Magnoliopsida, Asterales, Asteraceae. The transcript is spliced from 2 exons. Gene Ontology annotation, molecular function: heme binding; peroxidase activity. The record is from RefSeq and is a predicted model, not a curated record.
GUUUUGUAACAUUUAAUGCAGGGUUGUGACGCGUCUAUCUUGCUAGAUGACGGCCCUUCAAUCAUAAGUGAAAAGAAUGCAUUGCCUAAUAAGGGUUCAGUAAGAGGUUAUGAAGUGAUAGAGGCAGCAAAAUCUGAGGUUGAAAAACUCUGUCCUGGAGUUGUAUCAUCUGCGGAUGUACUAACCGUUGCUGCCCGUGAUGCCUCAGAAAUGGUUGGUGGUCCAUCAUGGUCUGUGAAGCUCGGAAGAAGAGACUCAACCAUGGCUAGCCUUCUUCUAGCAGAAUCCGGUGCUCUUCCUAGUUUCAAAGCAUCGCUAGACUCACUUAUAUCCACCUUUGGUGAUAACGGGCUUAGUGCCAGGGACAUGGUUGCAUUAUCAGGAGCUCAUACUAUUGGACAAGCGCAAUGCUUCUUAUUCCGUGAUAGGAUAUACGACAAUGGAUCAGACAUUGAUGCAGGAUUCGCUAGCACCCGUAGACGUGGUUGCCCUAUCAACGACGGCAACGGAAAUCUUGCACCACUCGAUUUAGUGACUCCUAAUUCGUUUGAUUAUAGUUACUUCAAGAACUUGAUACAAAAGAAGGGUCUUCUUGAGUCUGAUCAAGUGUUGUUUAGCGGUGGAUCAACAGACAGCAUUGUUAGGGAAUAUAGCAAUAAUCCUUCAAAGUUCAAGUCGGAUUUUACAGCUGCAAUGGUGAAGAUGAGUGAAAUCAGGCCUUUAACAGGUCAAGAAGGAGUCAUACGAAGAAUUUGUGGUGCUCUUCCCUAGUUAUUUUGAAUGUCAUCUAAAUCUUUUUUCGAUUACUUGGAAAUUACACUGUUUGUAAUGAUAUCU